Molecule: messenger RNA, 1158 nt
Organism: Enterobius vermicularis (human pinworm)
Lineage: Eukaryota; Metazoa; Nematoda; Chromadorea; Rhabditida; Oxyuridae
Source: the annotation of a GenBank genome assembly
AUGUCAGGUAAAAUAAGAGCAGUUAUAAGCAGGUUUUCGGAAAGAUUGAGAGCAGACUCAGAGAAGGCUGAAGAAGUAUUAAAGAAUGAGCCCUUAGUUAAGGAUGAAUUAUUACGGUUUUCAAAUCACAUUGAGAGCAAGGCUAAGGAAUCCAUUGAAGGUUUGGAAUUAAAUAAUCGCAAUUACCAAACCGCAAAAGAAAUUUUAAGUAACAGAUUUGCUACUGACCUUAGAGAAUUUAUGGUCAAAGUACAUAAGGUUGUAAGGCAGUUAAAGAGUAGUGAUGAUAAUAUUAACCAGGGAACGACUUUGAUGGCAAUAGAAAAGAAGUUGCUGCAACAAGUGCUAAUUGAAUUGAAAAGUGAUAAAGAAAAGAGAGUAAGUGUGAAUGAUCAGAGAGAGUCACUAGGAGAUACUGAGCAACUAUUAGGAGAUUUAGAGAGAUAUGUAAAAAUUAGGCAAGAGACAGAUGCGCUAGUUCUGAAGGAAGACAAGAAAAAUUAUAAGCAGAGAGGAUCCGAGAAAGAAAUUCAUCCAAAUGAUCAAAUAGCUAAGAAAGAAAAACUGAAAAUAUUAGAAUUAACUUGGAUAGAAAAUAAAGAUAUGUUGAGUUUAAAAUUAGUAGAGGUAGCUAGGCGUGAACAGUGGACAAAACGUCAAGUACCUAAUCAAACAGCAAAAAAUUGUGGUUCAUUAGGCUACUUAACACCGAUAUUUACUAAAGCUAUGAUUUUCUUUCGACAAUUAUAAAAUAGAGUAAUGGAAAUUCGAGACUAUGACAAUAUAGAAUUCAGACACACUUCAGGUGCGGAGAAUCUAGCUGAUUCAUCAACAUACCCAAGAAUUGAGAUCUGGGGAAUUGUUAAUCAUAAUGGAAUAUUAAGAUGUCAGGGUAGGAUAAUGCAGACUUAUCCAGGCAAAGAAAGCCCUAUACUGUUACCAUCCGGUGACAAAGAAGAACAAACUGUAAUACCACCACGUGAAGUUGUAAUCAAGAUUUGUGAAGCAGUAGUAACAAUAUGGGCUUCAGGGAAAAUUAUCAGAAAGCUUCUUUUAAAAUGUAACUCUGCACUUUGUGAAUUUAUUCAAUGUUGUUUUUGUCUUAAAGCGAUAUUUAAUCCUCAAUGCGCUUCGAAAUGGGAAAAGUUCAUUCUUAUA